GAUGUCAAGCUUACAAAAGAAAACUUGGCAUUCGACUCUCCUGUACCUAAGACAAUACUUCGUAAUAUUUCUUUCGAAUUCAGCAAAGAAUUUACAUAUAUAAGAUACACCACAAUUACAUGCGAUCCAGAUGAGUUUGUAGGAAAGAAAUAUAUAAUUCGACAAAAUGAUUAUAAUACUUUAAAUGUUUUAAGUGCUAUAAGAUGUUAUCAAGAUGGAAUUAUGCAAGAUAGUGUCAGAAGAAAACCUAUCACUGUGCAUCUUUUUGAAUACACUACACAAUUAAUAGUGGAUAAUGAUUUUAAGGUUCAAGGAAAAAACAAUAAUAUUCCACCAGUUCAAGUUAUGUUCUGCUUAAAAGAAAAAAAUGCAAAGAAAUUGAAUUCUCAUCGUUGGUCUUUCAACGCUUUUGCUCCUCUUUUGGGUCCAAAGAUUUUGCAUAGUUACUCAUUUAUUUAUUUGAUAUAUCCGGCUUUUAAUCGUAAUUCUGAUAUUGGUAGUGCCUGUGGAGAAAUAAAAGUAGACCUUGGUCAUAGAUGGAGAAACCUUCUUAAUCCUUUAGUUGCAUCUCAAAAUUUUGAAUAUAAAAUGUCUAAUAUCUUAGACAAGCCAUUUGAAUCUGCUUGGUUAUAUUUUAGUGAGACCAUGCAUGGUUCAGGUGUUUCUAAAACUGAAAUUUUUGAAGCAAACAUGUACUUGGCAGAAGAUCAUAUUUUAAGUUUCGAGCUUUCCACCACAUCAAAUCCUGCAACUGAUCCUUUCAAAGGCCAUGAAGAUAAAUUAUUUGAUGCUGCACGAUCAUUAUAUUUAAUAAUUAUUGUAAUAGUUUUUAUCUGUUCAAUGGGCAAUCAUCCUCAAGAAACAAAAUUGAUAUAUAUACUCUCAGUACCACCAAUAGAUUUUAGAAGCACUUCAAGUAUUCAAGAAGCUUUAAAGAAUGCAGCGUUCCAGGAUAUAGUAAUUACUGUUUCUUUGACUUACUUACCAUAUCUUUUUUCAUCCUUUAUUCAUUGUGAACCAUGGCACAUUACAAAAAGAGAUAAUACUAAUACUGGCAAUCUGAAUGAUAAGCCUGAAGAAGCUAAUAAAGUGACCAUUAAGAUUAAUGUCAUUGAGAAAAAAGAUAUAGAUGCUUCAUACAAUAACAUUAUCGAUGAGUUAAAAUUAAAGGUCACGAAGAAAAGCAACAUUGUAAUGCCUUUACAAAGAAAGAUGAUUAUUAUAGAUUGUUUAGAACAAAUUUAG
Molecule: messenger RNA, 1245 nt
Organism: Racocetra persica
Lineage: Eukaryota; Fungi; Glomeromycota; Glomeromycetes; Diversisporales; Gigasporaceae
Source: the annotation of a GenBank genome assembly